UAUUAGCACAGCCUGCAAUCGCUGGCGAGAGGGUGUUAGCGCAUCUCAAAGACAUGGAACGUCACGUGCGAAGUCACGUCACUACUAGUGCACAUCUAGUCUGUAGAAAGAACUCUUCAUGAGGAAAAGGAAAAGGGUCGGAGGGGGGAUGACACCCGGAUAUAAUGAAUACUAUAAAGAACCCAGUCGCGUUCUAAUAGAAGGUCACGUGCCGGGGGCCGGAACCAGAUCUUCAACAUGGGCCUAUAAUCAUAAACUGCACCAAGCUGGCUGUCCUGUUAUUGCGGGGCCCAAGGCCCAUUUUUCGGGGUCACGGCAUAUCACAGAAUAUGCGUUUAUCCCCAGGACACGCCAUGACCCAGGGGCUUCAGCACUAGUGUUUUGCAUUUCAUGCUUCAGUUAUAUAGCCGUUCGCUAUGAUUCGACGGCGCAAACCCCCCUACAGCAUCCAGCUGAUCCUGUCUCCAUCCCCAACUACAGGCAUAGCCAGUUGUACCAGGAUAAAACAUCCGAUCAACGAGCAAGACUAUACAACGGACAUAAAGGCGCGGCCCGUCCUUCCGCGAGUUAUGAGUAUACUGCUAAUCGUCAAUUAGUGUUUUGGUAUAUCCAGCGCCCCGGCGAGACCGAGCAGGCGCCAUGCCAUGUUAAUAGUUUAAACCGUGUAUUUCAGUAUAUAAUACUCGGGGCUGCUUAUGGUGAUUCCAGGCCCUUGGAGAACAAGGCCAGCUCCGUGUGAGAUCAUCUUGAAGAAUCUAUCACGAUCCCUCGCUCUGACUUAACCUAGUAUGCACUUCGGUAAGUCUCCUCGAUACGUAUUCUGUCAUGAUUCAUGUCAGACAUGUCUAAUGAUCAUUCCAGAAGCACAGUAGCAGCAAAGUAGCCAGAAUCAAGUUUUUCUCUCUCUGAAAGCAGGAGCAAUAAUGAGAAGAAUUCUGCGUGGA
Molecule: messenger RNA, 944 nt
Organism: Metschnikowia bicuspidata var. bicuspidata NRRL YB-4993
Lineage: Eukaryota; Fungi; Ascomycota; Pichiomycetes; Serinales; Metschnikowiaceae
Exons: 1
Coding region: 119-739 (206 amino acids)
Source: RefSeq, a predicted model, not a curated record